Messenger RNA from Micropterus salmoides (largemouth bass), 696 nucleotides. RefSeq names its product myelin-oligodendrocyte glycoprotein-like. The record is from RefSeq and is a predicted model, not a curated record. The transcript has 4 exons. NCBI's taxonomy places the organism in Eukaryota, Metazoa, Chordata, Actinopteri, Centrarchiformes, Centrarchidae. Bases 99 to 596 code for a protein of 165 amino acids.
GCACACACCGCUGGCGUGUCUUCAUUUAGUCAUCACUAAUCGAGGAAGUCACCUUUAAGCUCGACAUUCAUCAGAGUGAACCAGCUCCUGUGAACACGAUGGAGUUGAUGUUUAUCGCUGUGCUGUCGUCUCUCUCUGUGGUGAUCUCUGCAGGAGAGUCUAAUGUGAUUGGCUCACGUGAACCAGUUAAAGUAGUAGUCGGUGAUGAUGUCAUUCUGCCAUGCCACCUGGAGCCCCCAUUCAAUGUGAAGAAUCAAACGGUGGAGUGGACAUUCAAUAACAGCAUUGUGCACGUCUAUAGAAAUAGGAAGGACAAAUUAGUUGAUCAGGAUCAGAAGUUCAAAGGUAGAACAUCUCUCUUUCCUGAUGAAAUGACCAGAGGAAACAUUUCACUGAAAUUGACCAAUGUCACUGAACAGGAUGCAGGAAAUUACACCUGCUAUGUUCCCAAACUGCACAGUCAGAUCAGCAAAGGCAACGUUACCCUCAUUGUUGCUGUCACAAACAAAUCUACUUUUCCUGUGGUAUUAUUACCAUUGUUGUUGCUGCCAUCAUCGUUGCUGCCAUCAUCGUUGCUGCCAUCAUCGUUGCUGUAAAGUAAGUCACACAUUUCUCCUCUUCAUUUCCCUAUUUUAAAGUGUAACACUGUCUUCCCAGUGGUGAGCCCCAAGGUGGCCUCUGCCUUGUGUUUGGUGA